Agrilus planipennis (emerald ash borer) is the source of this 4930-nucleotide messenger RNA. RefSeq names its product intraflagellar transport protein 140 homolog (gene rempA). NCBI's taxonomy places the organism in Eukaryota, Metazoa, Arthropoda, Insecta, Coleoptera, Buprestidae. Gene Ontology annotation, cellular component: intraciliary transport particle A; ciliary basal body; axoneme. Gene Ontology annotation, biological process: intraciliary retrograde transport. Gene Ontology annotation, molecular function: protein binding. Bases 69 to 4538 code for a protein of 1489 amino acids. The record is from RefSeq and is a predicted model, not a curated record. The transcript has 15 exons.
UUCAAACUUGUUGACAUCGAUCUAACCUAUAAUUAAAUAAUAAAAAUGUUUAAACAAAAUAGAGCGUGAUGAGUUUGUAUUUCGAAUAUCCUGUUAAUUUUAAAGAAAGUGGUGUUAUUUCUACAUGUGGAUUAUGGCAUUCAACGUAUCCACUUCUUGCUGUGGCCAGUUACUCUCAGGAAAGAGGAGGUUUUGUGACAAUUUUUGAUGAACUGGGAGAGCCUUUGCAAAAUGUUGUUUCUCCAGUUCAUCCUGUCUCACAGGUAACCACAUUAGUGUGGCAUCCUGAGAGAAAGAUCUUAGUAACUGGCUGGGAAAAUGGUGAAAUAAAGAUAUGGAAUGGAGCAGAUAAAGAUUUUUAUAACGUGCAAGGUUUACACCAAGCUCCAAUAAUUCUUUUGAAGUUCAGCGAAAAAGGUGGAAGACUUGCAUCCUGUGAUUCAACUGGUUCCUUGGUGGGAUGGAAGAUAGAUAGUAAAGGUGAUGCUACUACGGUUUUUCAUCAUGACUUAAAAGAGACAGUCACUCAUUUAAUAUUUCGAGCAAUAAGAAAGAGUUACCCUGAUGUUGACAUUGAAGGUUUGGCCAAAGCUGCAGUAAAUGGGGACGAGGCUGCUUUGGAUAUUUUUAGCAACUGGAGACCAAAAACAACAGCUAAGAAGUUCAGAGUCCAAGAUGGCCUCGAUAACUACUGUUUCUUUGUUGCUACACACUCAGGUUCAAUAUUUUAUGUAAAUGCUUCUGGAGAUUGCAUAGAGGUGUUAAAUAUUGGAGGUACAACUGUUAAUUAUCUACUGUAUCAUCCUUUAAAGGAUGCAUUGGUUCUUAUGAUGGAGGGCUUUACCAUUGGUCAGUUUUCUGUCGAUUCAAAUGGAAAAUUGACUGAAAUUUCAAAAAUAAAAUUAAGUGGUCGCCUUCAUUCAACCCGUGGAAUUAGCGAUCAAGGAUUAAUUUUUGCAGGAAACAGUUGUUUAGCAAUUCUAACAGGCGAUUUAAAUAUUCGAAUGUGGGAUACCGAAACAAAUGAUAACUAUAUUUUACCCGUCACAAUGAACUUAGUAUCAAAAGAAAGCGAAUCUUCCCAGGAUGUACGCGAGAAUUUCACAUGUAUUGCGUACAGCAAUGUAAAUCAUACAAUUUGUGCAGGUACUAAUGCCGGAAAAAUUUAUUUUUGGACAAAAAGACAACGAAAAAAUGACGUUUCGUUGACUCCAGAAGGCACUUGGGAAUUGACUAACAUAAGUAACAUUAGCGGUACCAUUAAGCAGUUGAUGUGGGGCUCUGUAAAUCUCACUAUUCCCUUGGUAACUGUUAAUUGUGUUACCAAGGUAUACAUAAUGAAAGAACAAACCUUGUGUGCCAAUUUUUGCGACAAGAUUUGGGCAACUCAGCAAUCAGCAAAUCAAGUUUUACUAGAAACCCAAGAUUCCAGAGGAGUAGUUCAAACUGAUCUGCAAGUUACUUGUAUGUGUCUAAGUGAGGAGUACCUUGCAGUUACAAAUGGUCAUAAUAUUUCUGUUUACAAUAUAUCCAUUAAAAACGGAUCUCGUCCUGAAAUUGCUACCAGCUUUAUAAAUAGCUUUCGUUGUACAAAUGAGAGUAUCGAAUUAUAUUCGAAAAAUAUUGUAGUCCUCACUAUAACAUUGGUUAAAAUAUUCACUGUACAUGGUAUAAACGUCACUAAUAUUUCAUCAACUACUUCAGAAGGUGAACCGAUAGGUAUAAAUGUUACUAAUAACUUUUUGACCGUUUUUACAUUGGAUGGAGUUCUUAAACUAUAUGAUUUGUCGUUAAAAGAACCAAAAUUAAUAACCCCUCCUUGUAAUUUCUUUGAUAUUUGCGACGACUUUGGAGAAAUUAUUCAAGCGAAAAGUAACUGUGUUGGCACUAAAGUUGCUUUAACUUUGGCUGCUUCUAAUUUGAUUCCCGACGGAAAAUUGUACGUUUGGGACUUGGAACUAACAAAGCUAAUGAGUUUUGAUUGUCGUAAUUGCGAAAAAACCACGAGUUAUAGUGAUGGUGACGGUCAAGGGGACAGUCAAGAAAAGUCUGCAACACCCGAAAUAGAAUACAGUGUUCGUGACGAUAAUAAUACGGAAUUUGAGAAAAUAUGGUCUCAACGAGUUCCCUUGUCGUUACACUGGGAUCAUGAAGACGCAAAGUUGCUUGUCUGUAAUGCACGGAAAUAUACUAAUGAGCGAAAAAAGUUUAUUUCGCUUUAUACUGAUAUGAAAAAGAACGAGACUAAAAUUGAUUUUGAAAAUGAAGACCAUCUUCUGUUAACAUUUUUCGUUUCAUCCGAUCAUGGUAUUCAUAUUCACGAUAUAAGAGCCAUAGAUUCUGAUGCUCGAUUAUUAGGAGUUGCUGCUCCCUUCAUAGCACUAUUAGAAAAUCUAAUUAUUGUUCGCAAGGUAAUGACAGACUUCAAUGGCCUCGAAAAUUGUACCAGUGAAACUAAGGAAGCUAUACUUGAUUUUAGUUAUAAUAUAAGUCACGGUAACAUGGAUGCAGCAUUCAAGUCGAUUAAAUUAGUUCAAAGCCAAGGAGUAUGGAAUAGUUUAGCACGAAUGUGUGUGAAAACGAAAAGAUUGGACGUUGCUACAGUUUGUUUGGGCCAUAUGGGAGAUGCUAGAGCUGCUGGUGCUUUGAGGGUAGUAAUGGAAGAUUCCAAUUUGCCCCUGGAAGCUAAAGUUGCCGCCCUUGCAGUAGAACUUGGAAUGUUGGAAGAAGCUGAGCAUCUUUACAGACAAUGUAACCGUUACGAUUUGUUGAAUAAAUUUUAUCAACGACAGAACAUGUGGUUAGAAGCUCUAGAAGUGGCCAGAACAAAAGACAGAAUUCAUUAUAAAAAUACAGAACACAGGUAUGCUAAGUACUUAGAGCAGAUGGGUAAUAUAAAAGAAGCAAUUAUUCAUUAUGAAAAGGCUAACACUCAUCGAUCAGAAGUGCCAAGAAUACUCCUAGAGGAACCCAGGGAGUUGGAGGCUUACAUACUCAACAGUAAUGACAAAGAAUUAUUAAAAUGGUGGGGUCAAUAUUCUGAAUCACAGGGUGAUAUAAAAACAGCUCUUAAGUAUUAUGAGAGGGCAGAAGACCUCUACAAUCAAGUUCGUGGUUUGUGUUUAAUUGGGGAAGAAGAGCGGGCUUUUGAGCUUGCAAGAUCUGGUUCUGACAAGGCUGCUUUUUACCAUAUGGCACGAUAUUAUGAAACGCAUAAUGACCUUAAAAAAGCUAUUUCAUUCUAUACAAGGGCUACAGCUUUCAGUAAUGCUGUUAGACUGUGUAGAGAGACAAAUAAUAUGGAAGAAUUGUGGAGCAUAGGGUUGAUUUCAAAUAACAGAGAAAAGAUAAACUGCGCUAGAUUUUUCGAAGACUCGGGCCAUUUGGAUAAAGCAGUUAUUUUAUACCACAGAGCAGGUGUUUUACACAAAGCCUUAGAUUUGGCUUUUAAAUCUCAUCAGUUUGAUACUAUUCAAGGAAUAGCGACAGAUUUAGAUACUGAAUCUGAUCCUGCACUCAUAGAGAAAUGCGCAGAUUAUUUCGUUCAAAAUGAGCAGUAUGAUAAGGCAGUUGAUUUACUGGCUGUAGGCAAAAAGUAUGAAGAUGCUAUAAAAAUUUGCCUGCAGUAUAAUGUACAAUUGUCUGAUGAUUUGGUGGAAAAGUUAACUCCUGAAAAGGGCACAUUAGAUGAAAAUACAAGGGUGCAUAUUUUGGAUAGCUUAGCUGAAAGCUUAAUGAUGCAGGGUAGUUAUCAUUUGGCUACAAAGAAAUUUACCCAAGCAGGAAAUAGGUUGCAAGCUAUGAAGGCUCUCUUAAAAUCCGGAGAUACCGAAAAAAUAACUUUCUUUGCUACUGUUUCCAGACAAAAGGAAAUAUACAUAAUGGCUGCUAAUUAUUUGCAAUCCCUAGAUUGGCAGAACAAUCCGGAUAUUUUAAAAAAUAUUAUAACAUUUUAUUCGAAGGGGAAAGCUUCAGAUUUAUUAGCCAAUUUCUAUGUAGCUUGUGCUCAGGUUGAAAUUGAUGAAUUUCAGAAUUAUGACAAAGCUUUUGGUGCACUAACUGAAGCAUCUCGGUGCUUAUCAAAAACUGUUUCACCGAAAGAUUUAAAUCAGCACAGAAAGGCAAUGGAAAUAGUCCAGAAACGUAUGACAGACAUAAAAAGAUUCCUUGACAUUAAAAAAAUGUUUGAGAAUGGAGAUUUUCAGCAAGGUAUGACUCAGUGUCGCCAACUUCUGACAACACGAGAUGCUGAUUUAGAAGAAUCUGUUCGUAGGGGUGACGUGUACGCUUUGAUGAUGCAGUAUAAUAUUACAAAUGGAAACUUCAUUGAAGCUCAGGAACUUCUCAAUGAACUCCAACAUAUCUUAAAUAUGUCAAAUAGUUUGCCCAUUACGUACUAUGUUAAUAAAGAGAUGAUUGAGGCGUUAGCGCGAGGUCUGAGUGUCUCCCCCAGUUCUCUAUUACCGCAUUAUAGAAAAAAGGCACCCAAGGAACACUUUCAUCAAGAUCUUGCAGUUAACGAAGAUGUUGAAGAUUAAUUAAUUUAUUUUUUUUAAUUAAACGUUAUUAGACUUAUAAGUGCAACGGAUCCGUCCAUUUUACUAUGUGAUCUCUUUUUUUUGUAAUAAAGUUUAAAAGUAAAAUACAAACUAUAUGUAUUUAAAAGAACAGUCAGUAGAUGGCAUGAUAUUGCUUGCGUCAUAACAGUGUAUAUUUUUUGUUCAAACUUGCUGUAUACAGUUUGAAAAUGUGCUGGUAAAUCAUGUUAAUAAAAGACAAUGACAAAUCAAAUUAAAAUAACCACAAAAUGAAUAUUAAAUACAUUCUUUAUGUUAGUAAAGUCAAAUAGUUUUAAUUUAAUGGAUACAACCGCAGAACCAUAAACACAAGUACUAUUUCAUCAUGGUUUGUAGUUUGUAUGUUAGUAAAG